GAAUAUGAGGAAAUGAGGUUUCAUUCGUUCUCUUUGGACUGCGCCGAGUCGAUUGCCGAGCUCACUGAUGUGAACGCGUCGGUUCGGUGAUCUGCUGGCCUGGUCUGCGCAUGAGCGGGGACGCGCAGGGAGAGGAGUGGGACUGGGAGCAGCUGUGGCAAAUGUUCCACCAGUCCAGCAAUCUCGAGAAGAAAAGGCAAUUUACGACUGAAGAAAACACUUUAACGCACUCUUUGAGCGGAAUCUAGUGAGGGCAAGCGCGUCGGGCGUCCGCGAUCACCUGCGAAGCGUCCAAAGUAGCAGAUCGGCGCGUUUUCUGAACUCACUGCAAACAAAAUAACAGCCCCGAAAGACUGACAAUAAAAGCCCACAACUGACACCAGACCGAGCCGGGGCCUCGAUACACCGUCCUCUCCUCAACUCGGACGUUUACCCUGCACUACUUUCAGAGAAAAGCCCUUCUUCUCUUUGUGAAACUCAGGAAACAAUGAAGACUUAAACUCAUGCGUUAGCCGCUGAGCUGAGUGUGUGUGUGUGUGUGAGUGAGUGUGUGUGUGUGAAGAGAGUGCGCUCUUCUCUCUUCUCCAGGAAACUUUCUCCCGUGGCUUUAAAAGACUGGAAGCAGAAGAAGCUUUGACAGACUCGGGGAAGAAGCUCAGGCUGUCUUCUUGAUUUCUGCAUGGAGGUGAGGGGCGAGGACAGGGGAUCGGACGGCAGCAGAGGCCCCGACUCGACCCACUUUCCUCUCUACAGCAAACCCUCGCGAGCACGGCUGACGGAUCCUGACAUGAUGAUCUACCCCAGCCCUGGAGGAGAGGACCUCACGGGGAGAGCCGCCGCCGCUGCCGGGUGCGAGUCGCCCUCCUCGGAUGGGCCGGGCAGCAGCCGGAUGUCGCCCACCGACGGGCCCACGGUCUUCCCACCUUUACCGCCACCCCCUCCGCCGUCUGGAAUCGGGGCGCAGGGGAGCGUGGAUGAAAGUGAUCAACAGGAUGGGCCAGAAUAUGAGGAAGAGGAGGUUGUUUUCCCCCUUUCAGCGCCGCCCACCAACCAAUGGUACCAUGGAAUGUUGGACAGAACCAUUGCAGAAGAGCGAUUGCGUCAGGCUAGGACACCGGGCAGCUACCUCAUCAGGGAAAGCGACCGCCGGCCUGGCUCCUUCGUACUGUCCUUUCUCAGCGUGACCAAUGUGGUCAAUCACUUCAGGAUCAUUGCGAUGUGUGGAGAUUACUACAUCGGUGGACGACGCUUCUCGUCCCUGUCAGACCUCAUCGGUUACUACAGCUAUGUGUCUUGCCUACUGAAAGGUGAAAAACUGUCGUCUCCAGUGGCUCCCCCAGAGCCAGUAGAGGACAGGCGACGAGUGAGGGCCAUACUUCCAUACACCAAAGUGCCAGAAACUGAUGAAAUCAGUUUUCUCAAAGGAGACAUUUUUAUCGUUCACAAUGAACUGGAUGAUGGUUGGAUGUGGGUAACCAAUUUACGGACAGAAGAACAGGGCCUUAUAGUGGAUGAUCUUGUGGAGGAGGUGGGACGAGAAGAGGAUCCCCAUGAGGAAAAAUGUAACUGGUACCACAGAAAGAUCAGCAAACAGGAAGCGUACAACUUGCUAAUGACAGUUGGUCAGGUCUGCAGCUUUCUGGUCAGGCCGUCGGACAACACACCUGGCGACUACUCCCUCUUCUUUCGUACCAAUGAGAACAUCCAAAGGUUCAAGAUCAGCCCCACUCCCAACAACCAGUACAUGAUGGGAGGGCGGUACUAUAACAGCGUCGACGAUAUUAUUGAACGUUACCGAAAAGAGCAGAUCGUGGAGGGCUACACUCUGAAAGAUUCUGUCUCAGUCCAGCAAAAAGAGCAAGUCCUCUCCGACUUGGUCGAUGGCAGAGAAAUCUAUAACACUAUUCGACGGAAAACAAAAGAUGCUUUCUACAAAAACAUCGUCAAGAAAGGAUAUCUUCUCUUCAACAAAGGCAAGGGUAAGCGUUGGAAGCAUUUGUACUUCAUCCUGGAGGGCAACGACGCUCAGCUCAUUUACUUUGAGAGUGAGAAGCGAGCCACCAAACCCAAAGGACUAAUAGAUCUGAGCGUGUGCUCGGUGUACGGGGUCCACGACAGUCUGUUUGGCAGGCCAAACUGUUUCCAGAUUGUGGUUCAGCACUUUAGUGAGGAGCAGUACAUUUUUUACUUUGCCGGGGAGACACCUGAGCAGGCACAGGACUGGAUGAAAUGCCUGCAGACAUUCUGCAAUAACCUUAGGAAACCCUUACAGACCACAUUCAACAAGCGCUUGCGUCAGGUUAGCAGUCUAGUCCUGUAUGUGGAGGAGGCCCACAAACUUCCCAUCAAACACUUCACCAACCCUUACUGCACCAUCUCGCUGAACAGUGUGCAGGUGGCGAAGACUCAUCCUAGAGAGGGACAGAACCCCGUGUUCACGGAGGAGUUCAUCUUCGAUGACUUGUCGAGCGAAAUCAACAGAUUUGAAAUAAGCUUAAGCAACAAGACCAAGAAGAGCAAAGAAAGUGACAUCUUGUUCAUGCGUUGCCAGCUGAGCAAGCUGCAGAGGGGCCAGAUGAUCGAUGAGUGGUUUCCUCUGAGCUCCUAUGUGCCGCUCAAGGGAAUUGAGCCAGGCUCACUCCGCGUAAGAGUGCGAUACUCUAUGGAGAAGAUCAUGUCUGAGGAAGAGUACAGUGAAUUCAAAGAGCUCAUCCUGCAGAGAGACUAUCACGUGAUCUAUGCGUUGGCUCACGUUUGCGGACAGGACCGCACCCUGCUGGCCAGCAUCCUGCUCCGUAUCUUGAGACACGAGCGAGCCGAAGCGCCUUUACUGAGAACCUUGAAUGACAGAGAAAUUAAUAUGGAGGAUGAAGCCACGACACUGUUUCGGGCCACUACUCUGGCCAGUACUUUGAUGGAGCAGUACAUGAAGGCCACAGCCACUCCUUUCGUCCAUCACGCCCUCAAAGACACCAUACUGAAGAUCAUGGAGAGCAAGCAGUCCUGCGAGCUGAACCCGUCUAAACUGGAGAAGAAUGAGGAUGUUAACCUGAAUCUAGCUCACUUACUCAACAUCCUGUCGGAGCUGGUGGAGAAGAUAUUUAUGGCUGCUGAGAUCUUGCCCCCGACCCUGAGAUACAUUUAUGGCUGUCUUCAGAAGUCCGUUCAGCAGAAAUGGCCUACCAACACUACAAUGAGAACCAGAGUUGUGAGUGGUUUUGUCUUCCUAAGGCUCAUCUGCCCUGCCAUUCUCAACCCCAGAAUGUUCAACAUCAUUGCUGACCCUCCGUCCUCCACAGCAGGUCGAACGCUCACCCUGGUAGCAAAGUCUGUGCAGAACUUGGCCAACCUGGUGGAAUUCGGUGCAAAGGAGCCCUACAUGGAGGGGGUGAAUCCUUUCAUCAAGAACAACAAACAAAGGAUGAUCAUGUUUCUGGAUGAGCUGGGGAAUGUUCCUGAUCUCCCGGAAUCUACCGAGCACUUUAGGGCUGAUUUGUCCCGUGACCUUGCUGCCCUGCAUGAGAUCUGUGCUACUCAUUCUAGCGAACUCCGCACCCUCAGCAAUGAGAGAGGAGCACAGCAGCACGUGCUAAAAAAGCUGCUGGCCAUCACUGAGCUCCUCCAGCAGAAACAGGCGCAUUAUGCCUUGUCCAACAGCAUCAGGUAGUUCCUCCUCAGUCAUUUUGUCUGUCAGUUUGUCUCCGUCUCCAUGGAGUAGCCAAUGGGACCCAGCAUGCUCCACCCUCAUCCCCAUGCCAGCUCCCAACCUCCCCAUAUCUUCCAUCCUCCCUCUUCCUCCGCCUCAUUGUCUGUGCCACGAGAACUAUGCAAACUACAGCAGAUAACAAAACAGCUGGACUCCCAAGUCCAACACCAAUGACUUUAUAAUCACACGACCAGAUCGUUCGGUUUGACUGCUCUCCGUGUCUUGGGUACAUAUCAAUCUAACAGACGGGUCGAAUGAAUGACCCACUAAGUCGACAGAAUGAUGUUUUUAAAAUACAGGUUGCCAAAGUGUAUCUCUUCAUCUGCUUGAUCUGAAACUGAACUGACACAAGGCUGCAACGAUUCUUCUCUAUAACUGGAUUAUGAGCUAAAAUGCUUUUUAUACUGUAAUUUGUUACUGAUUUACAUGGCUAUGAAUAUGCAAAAUGUGCUCAGACUAGUGUUUUGUCCUUUUCCCUGUUCCAUUUAGUUCGAUUUGUGCUGUAGACUGGAUUUUGUUUUUCUUUUUAUCAUCCUCAGAGAGUAUGAUUAUUUUAUAUCAAAACAAUAAAUUCUCUUGCUGGAAUCAUGAGUAUAUAAUUUGAGGUAACCUGAUUUGUUUUCCAUAUGUUUGAUUGGUUCAGUCUUCCCUGAGACAAAUUCAAAGCCAGACUCGUUCUCAGGAGAAAUGUUUAACGUAAAAAAAACAAACAAAAAAUGUUUACAGCAGUAAAAUUUAUAAUAGUAAAGAUUGUAUCAGGAAUGCAUGCACUUAUUAAACGUGUUUUAUAAAGUACUGACUGUCUCAGAUCAGCUCGUGAAAACAGCUUUUGGAAAUAACAAGACGGCUGUUGUGCUCCUCUAAAACUAUUCUAGUGUUUGUCUAUGUUUUCAGUUCUUGAUUUUGAAUAAAGAACCAUUAUUAUGGUUAUCAACAGCA
This is a messenger RNA of Puntigrus tetrazona (Sumatra barb), 4645 nucleotides long. RefSeq names its product RAS p21 protein activator (GTPase activating protein) 1a (gene rasa1a). The coding region runs from base 680 to 3667 and encodes 995 amino acids. The transcript has 25 exons. Gene Ontology annotation, molecular function: protein binding. Gene Ontology annotation, biological process: regulation of GTPase activity. Lineage: Eukaryota; Metazoa; Chordata; Actinopteri; Cypriniformes; Cyprinidae. The record is from RefSeq and is a predicted model, not a curated record.